AUGGACUCGGACGAGAUUGAGUCGACUAGCUCCGAAGAGGAUGACCUUUUUGAUAUAUUCAACUUGCGCAAGUCAUCACCAAAACCAAAACCAAAACCAAAACCAAAACCACAAAAGACUUACUCACGAUCGACGCGACGCCAUAAUAUUCAAGAAUCACAGUCAGAAUCUUUUCUGUACAAAACCACUGGAGCUAGUCAAUGUAAUGGCUCCGCCACUGAAUCGUCACCACAGCCAAGGAAGAAAAGGGUGAUUCUACUGAGUAAUACAUGUCAAAAGCGAUAUUUCAACAAAUCAAAGUUUGACGACUCUGAUGACGAUGAUAUACUCAAUAUCGAUGUGCCACCAGUGUUCAAAACCAGUGCAAAGAGUCAUCAGGUGUAUGAGAAACAGCAACAAGUGAACCAAAAGAUAGCAGAUCAAAAGAGAUUUGAGGAGCUACGCAAGCAGCAGAAAGAAUCACGCAUGAAACGGCUAUUGGACGAGUUGAAUCAAGAAGAGGGGAGGAAAUACGACUUGGAACGCGAUAAGGCCUAUUUGGAAAGUUUACUUGCUAAAGACGAGAGCGGUGUAGAUGGAUACGGCAUUUCUCGAUACUUUUGCAGUUUAAAGAGUCUGAUAUUUGACGAAACUGUGUUGCUGAAUUAUGAUUUGGGUAGUGAAAUUAGCCAAUCGUUGAGAUUUUUGAUUGCCAGAAAUCCUCAAGCUGGCUAUGUCAAAAUUAAGUCGCAAUUCAAGUCAUUUGUUUUGAGGAGUAUGACUCUGGCCAAUCUUGGAUAUUUGAAGAGUUUGUCCUCUUUAAUUCGACUAAAUGACGACCCUGUUUUCAAUGAAAACGAGUUCAAGGACUUGCUAAUCAAGAUAGGACUAGACCCGCGGCUAAUCAAAAGUGAUGCGGGUCUAGUUUUGAAAAUAGAGCACAAGUCAAGCGGACUAGAGCUUCAAUUACAGAGAUUGAGUCUAGUGUUUAUGACGUAUCUCCAUUCCUCAGACGUGGACUUUGAAACAGUGGCUAGAUUCUUUUUAUUGGUAAUUUCUGACUACAAUGCAAACAAGUAUGAAUUGCGAGGAUUAAUGCUGUUUAUCCAUGACAAUUUCCCAUUACUAUGUGCAAAAGUAGAUGAUGCUCAAGAUCUCGUAACGCAAUUGAUGGUGCUCAUUUCUGGAAUUCACACCUGUCUUCCUCAUCACAACAACAAGGAAAAAGUCAACAAAAUGGAUUUGGAGUUGCAUCACAAUAUUAUUAAAUUAAUAAAUGUGACGUUUGCAGCGGACAAGCGACUUUGUCCCGUCAUUCACGAGUUAAAUCUCCAAUUCUUGCUUGGAAGUGAUUACAGACAACGUGUUCACAGGUUUACUAAACAAAACUUGAUCUACCACAUAGCUAACGACAUUAUCAUCGAAGACAAUAUCAAAGAUCUUCUUGAGUUGAAUGAUUUACAAACAGCAGAUAAAAUUUAUGCAUUCUACUACAAGGUGAAAAUAUUACCAUUCAUACUAGUUAACCCGUUCAAUUUUUCACUCGAUCGGGAAAAGAAUAUGAAAGUGCUCCGAUCAAUGAAGAGCUCAGUGGAAAGAAUCUUGCAAAGCUGUUAUGGGUUGAUACGAGACUUGGGAUCCGUUAAUAUUGAGCUUGUAAUGGCAGCCGUGAAAACCGGUGUUGAUUCAUUUAGUUUUGAUCGCGAGGAGAUGGUUCGCUUUUUGACUGACCUCCAUCAAGAUUUGAGCUUACAGUGUGAUAAAUUGGAAAGUGACUUGAAGGUGAUUAAUCAGGACUUCUUUUAUGGGUGA
Lodderomyces theae is the source of this 1791-nucleotide messenger RNA. RefSeq lists its product as uncharacterized. The coding region runs from base 1 to 1791 and encodes 596 amino acids. The transcript has a single exon. Lineage: Eukaryota; Fungi; Ascomycota; Pichiomycetes; Serinales; Debaryomycetaceae. The record is from RefSeq and is a predicted model, not a curated record.